Boleophthalmus pectinirostris (great blue-spotted mudskipper) is the source of this 2235-nucleotide messenger RNA. RefSeq names its product YKT6 v-SNARE homolog (S. cerevisiae) (gene ykt6). Gene Ontology annotation, molecular function: SNAP receptor activity. The coding region runs from base 427 to 1023 and encodes 198 amino acids. The record is from RefSeq and is a predicted model, not a curated record. Gene Ontology annotation, cellular component: Golgi apparatus. The transcript is spliced from 7 exons. NCBI's taxonomy places the organism in Eukaryota, Metazoa, Chordata, Actinopteri, Gobiiformes, Gobiidae. Gene Ontology annotation, biological process: endoplasmic reticulum to Golgi vesicle-mediated transport.
UGUGAUUGAUCUUUGAACACAUAGCCCAUUGUAUUUUGUUUUUUCAAAUAUUCGGCGCUUUUGUUUUGUGUAAAGCUAAUUUGGGCAAGGCCUCAGAAGUAGCAUAGCUUUCCAGCUGUCUGGGUUGGGUAAAUAGUUGAUUUGUGACCGAUUUUGUUUUCAGAUAAGUGAAAAAAGUAGUUAUUAUUCAAGAUAAACGUAGGUUGAAUAGUUCUUGUGUAUCUACACUAUUCAUAGCUUGUUAGAGAGCUCAUGCUAAGAAAGCUAAUGCUACUUUCACUUGCUUGAGUAGCUGCUUUAUUUGCGGUUGUGUUAACGCUGGCGGCGUAUGUGCGAAAUAAACUACAUAUGGGUCAGUUCCAGCAUUCAUGUGACUCGUCUUAUAUCAUCUCAUUUGUUAUUUCUUUCAGUUGACAGGGCCGAAGUAUGAGGCUGUACAGUCUUAGUGUUAUUUACAAAGGGGCUACUAAAGCCAACCUCCUCAAAGCAGCCUAUGACCUCUCUUCCUUCAGUUUCUUUCAGCGCUCCAGUGUUCAGGAGUUUAUGACCUUCACCAGUGCCUUGAUUGUGGAAAGGACAACACAGGGUAGUCGUGCCUCUGUAAAAGAGCAAGAAUACCUAUGUCAUGUCUAUGUGAGGAACGAUAAUUUGGGUGCUGUUGUCAUAGCAGAUACUGAAUAUCCUCAGCGAGUCUGUUUCACUUUACUUGAUAAGGUAUUAGAUGAGUUCUCCAGGCAAGUGGACAGUAUAGAUUGGCCUUCAGGUAACCCUGAAACCAUCAACUAUAAAGCGCUAGAUGUUCAUUUGGCUAAAUACCAAAAUCCCAGGGAAGCUGAUGCAAUGACCAAAGUGCAAGCAGAGCUGGAUGAGACAAAGAUUAUUUUGCACCACACAAUGGAAAGUUUGCUGGAGAGGGGGGAAAAACUUGAUGAUCUUGUUGCAAAAUCUGAGCACCUGGGGACUCAAUCCAAAGCUUUCUACAAAACUGCACGGAAACAGAACUCGUGCUGUGAAAUCAUGUGAUGUUGCUGCCUCGUCCAUUUGGACAUGCCUUUCUCUGCCUUUCUACUUCUCCUCCCAUCAUGCACCAGCCACAAAGUCUCCGCAGCUGCAGCAGAGCCACUGGCUUAUGCCCGGUUCAGGCCUGGGGUCUGAAGGAGCAAGGGGCUGAAGGUGUGUGAUGGGGACUGAUCUGAGGAAGACAAAAGUUAAUUUAACUGUGUGUCUUAAUCUGUGCGGUAUUUCAACCAGCUAAAGACACUAUGGUGUCAUGUUCACUCAUCAACAUUGCUAUGUUACACUUUUAAGUCUCAUUUUAAUUCUGAACAACUUAUUUGAUGAUGAGAAAAAGUGUUAAGCAACUUUGUUAUGUUGCUGAAAGGAACAUUUGACAAUCUCUCAGUCUUCUGUUUUGAAAAUUUACUGUACAUCUUUGUUUUAAAAGCUUCAAUGACAGUUACUCACAAGGUGGCACUGUUGAUCUAUUUGAUUUUAACUUUUUAAAUUUUGGUCUGACAUGAGGUGAAUAUGCAUAUCACAGUCUCAUUUUACAAUGGUUGUAAACAUCUUAUUAUAAUCAGUUAUGUAAUCUCAUUUAAAGAGUCUUAUACAUUCCUAGUUUGAGAGUUGGCAGAUUUGAUAUGAAAGAUAAUUUGUGUUAGAGUGUUCAGCUGAAGCCUUAUAACUUUUAACCUCUCUGCUCUCUCAUCUCACAAAGCACUUCAAAGCUUUUUGUAUUGUCAUUUUCACACUUUAUUAUUAAUAAUUAUAGAGAAAGAGAUUUAAAUGAAAGAAGCACAUUCAACGAUAAUUUCAUACACUCCACCAGUUUAAUAUUCUCAACAACCAUAUUUAAAAUGGAAGAGAGGCCUAUAGUUUGAUAGUUAUUUCUUGUCUGUGUAUGAGGGAUGUGGCCGUUAAUAUUCUGGCUUAAUCAAUGUUGGAGGACCUGUGCAUCUGUUAUCAAAGUUUGCUCUUCUGCUUUUAUAGUGUAAACAUUUGUGCAAUAUGUGUGUGUUUCUCUCAGAUUAAGAGUAAUGGCAGUCCAACUUUUUAUCUCCCAUUUGAUUAUGUAAUUGGAUACAUUCUGUGUGAAGCUUUUAUGUAAUUGUGAAUGUGCAGUUGCAGCAAGGCUGGCGCAGCUCGCUAUCUGUUCUUGACAUAAGUCAGUCUACACUAUUUUGACCUAUGCGGUCUGAAAAUCUUUUCUGUAUGUAAUAAAAUUCUAGAAAUAAA